UCAGCUCCCCUCUUUGUGAAGAUACAGAGUAGAGAAGAUAAAAAAAUGAUACUGAAUUCUGCUUUUUCUGGAUUUGUUCAAUGGAAAAUUCCGAAGAAAAUGGUAAAUUUAGCUGCUUCUGGUACAAAUAAUUUAAAUACAGAGAAGCUGCGAGAACAAUUAGACCAUCUUCAUAAGGAAGCACAAAGCACAAGAAAUAAAGCAAAUAAUGCAAGAUCGAGGCUACUUCGGUUGUCUGAAGCAGCAGAGAGAUUUCGGCGACAAGCAGCCAUUAGUGUUCGAACAGGAAAGGAGAAUGACGCCAGGGAGUUGCUUUUUCAAAAGAAGAAGAUUAUGCAAGCCAUGGAGCAGUCAAAGGGUCGCAUUGAAUUGCUCGAUGAACUUGCAUCAAAGCUCAAUGAGGCGAUAUCUAUGCGGGAGAAGCAGUUGAUUGGAAAUGUUGCUUUAGAUCUUGAGAUUGCUAUAGAUGAUGCUCCAAGUCCCGUCCGAAUAGUAUCUCCAAAGGAUGAUAAUGCAGACAAUUCAGAUGAAAAUGAAGAUGUUGACCUGGAAACUAUAAAAUUAGAUGAUAGUCAAGAAUUGCAAGCUCCCUAUGAUGGUAAUGCAGACCUUAAAACUGAUAAUGAAUUGAUAAAUCUCGAGGCAUCAACAAGUGGGAACAUGUCCAAGGAAGCCGACAGGAUCAAUAGUUUAAAGGGGGUAUCUUCAUACGAGGAGUUUUUGGAGCAUAUAGACCAACAACUAAGAGAUAUUGAAGUAGAACUUGUCACCUUUUUGAGAUUUUCAUCCUUAAUACUUGAAAACAAAGAUAAACUAGAAAACUCAAAGGUACAGCAAGCACUGGACGUUCUCGAGGGUGUUCAUCAGCUUAGAGGGAGAAUUGAAAGCAUAGUGCAGAAAAAAGCCGGUGUACAUUGAAGUUUUUUAGCACUAUAUGCAAUUCUUGCAGUGGCUGAUGUUAAGGCAAAAGUUCAUUUCUUUGUGGUUCCUGUUGGUGGUUGGACUUCACUAAGAUCCUAAGCACUCUCUCAGAGAAUCAAGUUGCUGUAAGAUAAUAAGGUAUAUGCUUUGUGAACAAGAGGAGAACAUCACAACCCAUUUUCACCGGUGGAUAUAAAAUUCAUCAUAUUCUUUUGUAAUAUAUUUCUACACUCUACCAACUCUUGUCAAAUCUCCCUUUUUCAAUUGUACAUUCAAGCAAUCAUAUCUCCAGUA
Solanum verrucosum is the source of this 1215-nucleotide messenger RNA. RefSeq lists its product as uncharacterized. The coding region runs from base 46 to 918 and encodes 290 amino acids. The transcript has 4 exons. Lineage: Eukaryota; Viridiplantae; Streptophyta; Magnoliopsida; Solanales; Solanaceae. The record is from RefSeq and is a predicted model, not a curated record.